UCAUACUGGCCGAUAGGUGGCAGGAACCUCGCUAGGCGAGUAAUACAUGACUGUGUUACCUGUAGGCGCUUUAAAGGCAAAACACUGUCUCCUAUAAUGGGGAACCUGCCCCAGGAAAGAAUUACGCCUUCAUUUCCAUUCUUCCGCUGCGGUGUAGACUACGCUGGGCCAGUUUUCAUUUUAAACCGUAAAGGUAAAGGCGCGAGAUUAAUUAAAGGUUAUAUUUGUUUAUUUGUUUGUUUUGCAACUCGAGCUGUUCAUCUAGAACUUGUCAGUGAUCUGACUAAAGACGCAUAUUUUUUAGCGCUGAAAAGACUAAUUUCCAGGCGGGGAAAACCAGUGGAAAUAUUUUCAGAUAAUGCCGGAAAUUUUAUAGGCCUUAUGAACGACUUUAGAAAGUUCUUACAUAAUUGUUCUUCAGACAUCAUUGAAUAUGCCAUCAGUCAAAAUAUUAAAUUCAACUUUAUACCCCCAUAUUCUCCUCAUUUUGGUGGCCUUUGGGAAGCUGGGGUCAAAUCUUGUAAACAUCAUUUAAUAAAAUCAUUGGGUAACGCGCAUCUCACGUUUGAGGAAUUUACUACAGUUUUAACGCAAAUAGAGGCUAUCCUUAACUCCCGUCCACUAAGCCCUCUCUCCACAGAUCCUCAAGAUGUCCUGCCUCUAAGUCCUGCCCACUUUCUGAUUGGCCGACCGCUGACAGCGCCAGUGAGCACCGAACUAACCGACGUCCCUAUGCUGAGACUCGAUAGAUACCAGCGGAUAGAGCAAAUACGUCAACAUUUUUGGGCAAGGUGGUCAAAAGAAUAUGUAUCGGAGCUACAAACGCGGACUAAGUGGAAACAGAACGAGGCACAAUUAGAACCAAACACGCUGGUCGUCGUUAAGGAUGACAACUCUACUCCACUCAAAUGGAACAUUGGACGAGUUGUGGCUACCAUUCCUGGUCGUGACGGCAUCAGCAGGGUAGCUGACAUCAAGACGUCGUCGGGAACGAUACGACGCGCGUUCUCCAAGAUUUGUCCUCUCCUCGAUUCGUCAUCAACGUAAUUGGAAGUUGGAUCUUCCAAGGCCGGGGGCAUGUCGAAGCAUUACUCUAUGAUUUUAUUUUAUUUAGCUCUGUGCAUUGCGUUUCUUUUAAAAAAUGUCAAAAAAAAAAAAAGAAAUUAUCUGUCAAUGUCAUUCUAACCUAAAACCAUGCGCUAAAAUUAACAUCACUUUGUAAUAUUGUAUUUUAAUUCACAAAUCAAAAGUAAAAAGCUGAGUCUACGUUA
Bicyclus anynana (squinting bush brown) is the source of this 1271-nucleotide messenger RNA. RefSeq lists its product as uncharacterized. The coding region runs from base 97 to 1047 and encodes 316 amino acids. Gene Ontology annotation, biological process: DNA integration. NCBI's taxonomy places the organism in Eukaryota, Metazoa, Arthropoda, Insecta, Lepidoptera, Nymphalidae. The transcript has a single exon. Gene Ontology annotation, molecular function: nucleic acid binding. The record is from RefSeq and is a predicted model, not a curated record.